AAAAGCUUCUACCAUCCUGAAGUCAGUGUUCGUUGCAAACAAGGAGUUGCCUUUCACAAAGUGACAAUGCUCAACUCUGUGGGACUGAACCUUGUGGUGCUGCUUUCAGCAAUGCGAGCAGCCACAGUAGAGAGGAUGAGGAGACAUACAACACAAUAUUACUGAGGUAGGACACAGUUCAGAAAACCACUGGUUCUCAUGUGUCUCAUGUAUUUUGGUGUGUGCAACAGAGUGGAGUAUGACUACUACAAAUACCAUCCAAUGCCGGAGAUCACCAACUGGAUGAAUCAGACUGCGAAGGAUCACCCUGAUCUUGUGACCAUAGUGGACUAUGGAAAGACCUAUGAGAAGAGGACUAUUAGCUUGCUCAAGAUUGGCCUGAAUACUGGAAAGAAAAAGAAAGCUAUCUGGAUGGACUGUGGGAUCCACGCCAGGGAAUGGAUCGCCCCGGCCUUCUGUCAGUACUUUGUCAGACAGAUCCUGCAAACAUACAAAACAGACCCAAAAAUGGAAGAGAUGAUGAAGAACAUGGACUUCUACGUCACCCCUGUGCUCAACAUGGACGGCUACAUCUACACCUGGAAGGACAACACAACUCGACUGUGGAGGAAGAACAGGUCACCAGGACCUUCAGACUGUUACGGCACUGAUCUCAACCGCAACUUUGACGCCAACUGGGGCACAAUAGGGGUAUCAUCUAACUGCUGCUCAAACUUCUACGGCGGGAGAGAACCUUUGUCUGAGCCCGAGGCCCAGGCCGUAACUUAUUUUGUAGGAAGCCGGAAGGAGGACUUCCUGUGUUUCCUCACUAUCCACUCCUACAGCCAGAUGCUCUUGAUUCCCUUUGGACACCCAAACUUCACCGCUGACAACUACGAAGAGCUGAUGGAGGUGGGUUUGGCUGCAGCAGACGCCAUUAGGGGGAUCCACGGGAAGAAUUACACUGUAGGAACCUCAGCGAAAGUAUUGUACCCCAAAUCUGGUUCAUCCACAGACUGGGCUCGGCUGCAGGGGAUCCCCUUCACCUACACCUUUGAGCUAAGAGACAAUGGGACAUUCGGCUUCCAGCUACCCGAGGAUCAGAUCCAGCCGACCUGUGAGGAGGCCUACAGCGGAGCCCUGCACAUCAUCACCUACGCCCACGACAAGACCUUUAAUGGUGCUGUGGCACCCACUGCUGCAGCCCUGUGGACCAUGCUGUUAGGAGUGGGUUUCACCAACACCACUCUGAUGUGAAUUAGAAAAAACUGCAUGAGGGGAAACUGACUAAAGCUGUACUUUUUUGAGGUCCAGUCAUCCUAAAGAAUCUGCUUGAUUCUCA
Micropterus salmoides (largemouth bass) is the source of this 1321-nucleotide messenger RNA. Its product is annotated as carboxypeptidase O-like. Gene Ontology annotation, molecular function: metallocarboxypeptidase activity; zinc ion binding. Gene Ontology annotation, biological process: proteolysis. The transcript is spliced from 9 exons. The record is from RefSeq and is a predicted model, not a curated record. Lineage: Eukaryota; Metazoa; Chordata; Actinopteri; Centrarchiformes; Centrarchidae. Bases 199 to 1236 code for a protein of 345 amino acids.